UUGGGGAUUGUGAGAAUUGUAGAGACAUAUCCUGGGGCUGCUGCCAGCUAACAUCCUUUGACAUGGGCUUUCCCCUCUCUAUCCUCCUCAUCCAAAUGCUACUCUGGGCACUUUUAUUGGUUGCCGAGUGGUGCUCCGGACUUCACGCAGAAUCUAUCCUGACACCUGAUUUACCCAUAACUAGAGGCUCUGUUAAUAAUGAGGAUAUGGUUUUGCCCACUCAUGAUAUACUCCAAGGUCAGUCAUGUGACUUUGAAACACCUUGCUCUUGGGUUUCAUCCUCAAGAAAGGAUGGAAAACCUCACUGGAUCCAAUCAGACAUUAGGAUAUUACCACCUCAUGAACGAAUGCAACUACUACAAAGCAAGUCUUCAGAUAUUUAUGAUGGUAUUCUUCUUCUGGACACCAGAAAUUCCUCAGAAACCUGCCUUGUAUCCCAUCUGAGAAGCCCAUCUUUUCCCAGAAGCCACAAGACCUGUUUGCUUGAAGUGAUGCUAUACACAAAGGAAGAUUUAGCAGCAGCUAGCUUUACAGUGUCAGUCCAAAACAUUAUAGCAAAUCACAGUAUACAGCUACUACCCAUAAGGGAUAUGACAGUCUUCAAGAGAUCCAUUUGGAAAGUGCUGACCACUGAGAUUGGUGAAAGAGAUGGCCCAUUUCAGAUUACUAUUGAAUAUACAUCUUGUGAAGUGAAGACAAAUACGCUACUUGUCCUGGACUCCCUAAAUCUCAAAAAUUGCUUUAGUAGUGAACAAGACAAGGAUGUAUCUGAUUGUCAAAUGGAUUCAUCUUUCCGUUGUGGAAACAAGGACUGUAUAAGCCGUAAAAAAGUAUGUGAUUUCCAAAGGGACUGUCCUGAAGGGCAUGAUGAAGCUUCUAUAUGUGGUGACAUCAUGCCUUUAGGUGCUUAUUGUUCCUUUGAAGAAGGGAUGUGUGGCUGGAGAAUAAAUAGCACCACUUCUGCCAUGUGGACGCACACAGAUUCUGCACAGUUACAACGUGCUGAAGUACCACUGCAUGAAAUGUUGCAGGGUAAAGGAGGACAUUUUCUAUACUUGUAUGUGCGCAGCCAACAUACAGAUGGGGAAGCCAGCGUUUACAGUGUCAGUCUACCAGAACUAUUGACAAAUGAUUGCGAGUUUCGUUUCCACUUCCUUGUGUAUGGUGUCUAUAAUGGAUCUUUAGAACUGAAUUCCUUUGAGGAGAAUGGAGUGGGAAUCCCCUUAAAGCUCUGGGAGAAAUAUGGAUCCUGGACUAAUGUUUGGACAUCAAUAUCUGUGAGAGUUCCCCAGUUUCAGAACAGAUUUCACCUGCAGUUGGUGGCCACCUGGGGCUGGAAUUCCAUAGUGCAUAUUGCUAUAGAUAACAUCACAUUUGAUGUGGAUUGCUUUCAUAAAGGAAGAAUAGAAAUUAGUUCUGUAAUGCAGGAACAUCCACAAGAAACAAGUACAUCUGAAGAUUACAUGGAGACUCCGCUCUCUGAGCCUUCUCACCCAGAUGAGACUUUAGAUAUUGAAUGGUGGUUUAAUUCCUGUGGUGCAAGUGGACCUCGUGGACCAACACAGACCCAGUGCGACAAUGGAUAUCGCAACAGUAACAUAUCUGUAGUAGUAGGGAAGGAUGGCCCACUCAGAGGAGUGCAAAUGUGGAGAGUCCCAUUUACCAACAUGUACAGAAUUUCUGCAUAUGGAGCAGCUGGAGGGAAAGGAGCCAAAAACCACAACAAACGGGCUCAUGGAAUCUUCAUCUCUGCUAUCUUCCAUCUCAAGAAGGAUGACAUUCUAUACAUCCUGGUGGGACAACAAGGAGAAGAUGCAUGCCCCGGGAAAAGUGAAUUGACCCAAGAGAUUUGCAUCGGAGAAUCUUCCAUCAUUGAAGAUGAACGAGAAAAGACGUCUCUUUUAAACAGACCAGGAGGUGGUGGUGGUGGGGGAGGAGGAGCUACUUACAUCUUCAAGGAAGAAAAUGGUCUUUUUGUACCACUUCUGAUUGCAGCGGGUGGAGGGGGAAAAGCAUAUCUAGAAAAUCCUGACAGCACUUUAGAACAUGCGCAACUCGAGCAGUUUGAGAACAAUACUUCAGUUCCUGGACUCAACGGGAUGUUUGGAGCAGCAGGUGGAGGGGGAGGCUGGAGUGAUAUCACAGAGGUAUCUUGGUCAGGUAAAUCCCUCCUAGAAGGGGCAGAAGGGGGUUACUCCUGCUCUCAACCAGUAGCCGAUCUCCAGUGGUCUACAUAUGGUGGCUUUGGUGGCGGUGGCGGUGCCUGCACAUCUGGAGGAGGAGGAGGUGGAUACCAAGGGGGAAAUGCAUCGCAAGUGGAUGAUAUCACCGGUGAUGGACAGGAUGGUGUCUCUUUCUUGAAUUCAAUUGGAGAAAUAUUCCUUCAACCUUUAGCUGCUGUGGAGAGUCAUGGUGAAGUACAAAUUGAGCUGUCCUUAAAUUGUAGCCACUGCCAUUCUGGGAGCUGUAAAAGAGACCACAGCCGCAGAAGGAUAUUAUGUCUCUGUCAGGAUGGAACUGUGCUAGCCAGCGACAACAUCACAUGCAUUGCUCCCAAAGGACCUGUUCCAGAGAGGCAGCUACCACUGCCACUAAUUCUUGCUGUAAUUAUCGCGACUGUUAUACUGGGUGUAAUUUUUGCCUGUGGAAGUCUGUCAUUUUUUUAUCACCGUAAAAAGAAGCAGCUGGAGGGCGCACGGGUGCGGUUGCAAAGUACGGAGUACAAACUAAGCAAGAUACGAAGCUCCAUUAUCAUGACUGAUUACAAUCCCAACUACUGUUUUGCGGGGAAAGGAGCAAGUCUAAACGAAUUAAAGGAAGUCCCUCGCAAAAAUAUAACUCUCCUCAGAGCUCUGGGACAUGGUGCCUUUGGAGAAGUGUAUGAGGGAUUGGUGGUUGGUAUUGCUGGAGAUCCAUUACAGGUAGCUAUUAAGACUCUUCCUGAAAUCUGCUCUGAACAGGAUGAAAUGGACUUUCUAAUGGAGGCUCUUAUAAUCAGUAAAUUCAGCCAUCAAAAUAUUGUGCGUUGCAUUGGAGUAAGUCUUCAAACUCUCCCACGUUUUAUUCUGCUGGAGCUUAUGACUGGCGGGGACAUGAAAAGCUUUCUCAGGCAUAAUCGCCCAUGGGAGAAUCAGCCAUCCACCUUAACAAUGCAGGACCUGCUGAACAUGGCCAGAGAUAUAGCUUGUGGCUGCAAAUACCUUGAAGAAAAUCACUUCAUCCACAGGGAUAUUGCAGCCAGAAAUUGCCUUUUAACCAACAGUGGAAUGGGUCGUGUUGCCAAAAUAGGUGACUUUGGAAUGGCUCGAGACAUUUACAGAGCAAGCUACUACCGUAAGGGAGGAAGAGCAAUGCUACCUGUCAAGUGGAUGCCACCAGAGGCUUUUCUGGAGGGAAUAUUCACCUCUAAAACAGACACAUGGUCAUUUGGGGUGCUACUUUGGGAAAUUUUUUCACUGGGUUAUAUGCCCUAUCCUUGUAAAACCAAUCAAGAGGUUCUUGAAUUUGUUACUAGUGGGGGUCGAAUGGAUCCACCAAAAAAAUGUCCAGGGCCUGUUUAUCGAAUAAUGACUCAGUGUUGGCAGCACACACCAGAGCACCGUCCCAACUUCUCUACAAUUCUCGAACGGAUUAUUUACUGUACACAGGAUCCUGAUGUGAUCAAUACAGAAUUGCCUGUCGAGACUGGCCCAGCACCUGAGGAUGAAGGGAGCACAAUUAUGCGACCGACCAGCUGCAAUGGGUUGACACCAUUAGUCAGUAGCUCUCCACUUCCUCCACAACUGGACACACAGACUACAGAAUAUAAACUUGGAGAUCUUCCUCAGCAGUUAUUAGUUGAAAAUCUGGUUGGCUGGAACAUAAAAGGACAAGGCUUACAAUGUUCAUCUGAACCAACAGAAAAGUCAUGGUUGCCAUCAAAUCCCAUCUGUAUAACAGAGACAAAACCCCAGUUGGCACACAAACUAAAGAACAAAACCAAAAACCUAUGGAAUCCAACUUAUGGUUCAUGGGUUAUGGAGAGCACCUGUUGACUUACUCCAAUAUCUUAGGUUUUUUAGCUGGAAUGAGAAGACUCAGGUUUGCAUCCCAAGACUGUGGAUCUUUUUCCACCACAUGGGUGUUGUCAACAUUUCCAAAGAAAAUUCACUGCAUCUUACUUUCACAUUUUAUUAAUGAAACUAUUGAAAUUUGAUAUAGGACACUCUUAUGUUGAACAGUGAAUUGUGUCUUCAAACCAAUAAAAGUACUUUACAUGGACAGUAUACAGACUAGGACAUAACCUCACUAAUAUUGAUACAAUUGCAUAUUUUCUUUAUUUUGCUUAUUAAAGUUUUGUAUAUGUUAUUGAUGACAAAUAGGCAGUAUUGUCAAUUUGGCAACACCCUGAUCUGCAAGUGGGGAGCAGUUUGUAAAUUAGAACUCAUAAUUAUUUGUUUAAAAAUCCUGCUGUACCUUUUUCUCCUGUUUAUUUCAUAUUAAACAAUGCAAGCUAGCUACUAAAACAUGAAAA
This is a messenger RNA of Bombina bombina (fire-bellied toad), 4513 nucleotides long. RefSeq names its product leukocyte receptor tyrosine kinase (gene LTK). Gene Ontology annotation, molecular function: ATP binding; protein binding; transmembrane receptor protein tyrosine kinase activity. Bases 63 to 4034 code for a protein of 1323 amino acids. Gene Ontology annotation, cellular component: membrane; signaling receptor complex. The transcript has 29 exons. The record is from RefSeq and is a predicted model, not a curated record. NCBI's taxonomy places the organism in Eukaryota, Metazoa, Chordata, Amphibia, Anura, Bombinatoridae. Gene Ontology annotation, biological process: regulation of neuron differentiation; regulation of cell population proliferation; multicellular organism development.